AUGACUUUUGAAUGGUUGGAGCUCACUCAUACAUGCCACAUAGAUCCCAUAGAUCCCAUAGAUCCCAAGUUCUGGGGGUCCUGGAAACUGUUUUGUCAGCAAGAAAUCAAGGAGAUCCAUGACGAAGAGCGAUACCUCAUUGACCAGCUUGAAAAUCUCGUUAUUCAAUUUGAAACGAAGUUCACCGAACUUGGGCUCCCACUCAGAGCUUUUCUGGAAGAUCACUGGUUACCAGCUAUGAAGGAAAUCGUAGACGGAAGUGAGGAAAGGAACGCAGAAGAGGAGCAGAAGAUGAGAGAGUUAGGUAUUGUGGUUGACGAGCGGGACAUAGCUCAGGAGAUGGAAAGUGACGAGGAGGACUGGGGAAAUGGAGAGUCUUACUCUGAAGAAGAAACGGAUACAGAACAGUUUCAUGAUUGUGAGGAUACUUUGGAAGAGGGCUGA
Molecule: messenger RNA, 444 nt
Organism: Cadophora gregata
Lineage: Eukaryota; Fungi; Ascomycota; Leotiomycetes; Helotiales; Ploettnerulaceae
Exons: 1
Coding region: 1-444 (147 amino acids)
Source: RefSeq, a predicted model, not a curated record